Messenger RNA from Hibiscus syriacus, 507 nucleotides. RefSeq lists its product as uncharacterized. NCBI's taxonomy places the organism in Eukaryota, Viridiplantae, Streptophyta, Magnoliopsida, Malvales, Malvaceae. The coding region runs from base 1 to 507 and encodes 168 amino acids. The transcript is spliced from 3 exons. The record is from RefSeq and is a predicted model, not a curated record.
AUGGUUCACGCUAAUGACCCUUCUGGUGGAUAUCCACCGAAGAAGGCACAAGACAGAGAGAGAAAAGCUUUUGGCGAAAUUGAGGAAGAAGAAAGUGAAGAGACUACAUGCCUGGAUGAGGGCAUUACAGCUGCAAAUCAACUUUCAAACAAUAAAUUUGCGGAUUCAAAUGGCGUAAAUGCUAAACAAAAGACUGAGGGUGCUGUCAAAAAGUUCGCAGAGAACCUCGAGAUGACUUUGGAUGACUCCAAGAAUAGCAAUGACAUUAAUGACACAAGGUCAGCAAGAUUGAAUUCUUUGUCAAAGGAAGUAAACCAUAACAAAGUAGUACCUACAUCACCUCAGCAAAAUGUAAUACCAGCAGAGACUAACCAGGUUGGUUUGAAUCAUCAUGAAAAUGGAACCAACAAAACAAAUAGGUUACAUGAAAAGGGUGUAAAUGAUGUUGAGAAGCUGAGUAAAUGGAGGAAGCAUAGGUUCUGUUGCUUUGGCUUGUAUUCAGGGUAG